AUCUACGCGCAUGCGCAAAUCUAGGCGCGCACGAUUUAAAAUGGCUGACUUUGCCGAAAAUGUGAAAAUUGAAUGUAGAAGUAAACGUGCGAUCACUUCUAUCGUUACCGCAAUAAACGAGCACAUUGAACAUAUCGUAUCAGGAAACCCUGAAGCCUCUGACGAAGACAAAGAACGAUGCAGAUUACGGUUUCGAGAGAUUUAUGAAACAGCUAUUCAACAGAACAUCCUUAUAGAUGGAGAAGAGUGUUCACUUGCUGAUACCCACGAUGAAACAUCAGAAUUUGAACCUCUUGAUGUGGACAAAAGAAAUUACAUCAAUAAUGAGUUGGUACCCAACUUUGACAGCGCUAUUGUGCGUGUAGCGCGGAAACGGAAGUUCCAUCCUCGAUUUUGUGAAGAAGAAACCUAUGAAAUCAUCAAUAAAAAAGCCUUUUACUUGGCUAAGGUGGAGGUGACGGAUGAAGGGAGACAACCCUUUACUCCUAAAGAAGAAGCCACUCUGCUUGCAGACCCACAACUUAAGGAAGACCUGAAGAGUGCUUCAUCACAGCUUGAUGCAAUUGCUAAGUCUGUGACAUCAUCUGUAGAGAAGGCAGAGAAACUACACACAGCCGUGGGCAUCCUUCAACAGCCAUCCAAAACUGACAGGAUCAUAUAUGAUAGUGGAAGCAACAUUGCUAGCAGCAGUCUGAACACUCCAUUGAUCCCAAGGCUCAAUGGAACAGCAGUCUCUAGCAUUGCUGUGUCAGAUGCACCAAGCUCAAGGCAGCAUCAAGACUAUGUUGUAGAGAUGUAAUAUAAAACAUGUAGACCUCUCUCAAGCUCUACUCAUGGUCAGCUUGUGCCAAGCUCCAAGUUUUGUGAUAUGAGACAGAGAUGUUUGAUAUAAGGUGUUCUUACUUAAAACUUUAUGAAGCUUGACUUGCCAGUAUCCUCUUUUCUUGUAUAACUUAAAAUUAUGAUGCUCUCUGUAUGUUUUACUAACUAGAAUCUAUAACAGUGAUACUUGAUAGUGUCAUGAAAAAAAGUUUAAUUGUCUAAAGUACUUGAUUAUGUUUGCUAGGGGAAAUUUUGUGUUGAUAAUAUCAUUGAGAAAUUAUUUCCAACUUGAUGAUACAUAAUAGUAAAUAUUUUCUAGAAGCUAUUUUCCCUGAAUUUCUGCCUGUAAUAUAUUUUUGGUGUAAUGAAAAUGUCAGAUUGCCUGACACAUGUUUUUAAGGUUAUCUUGUAAUCCCCAUGUAUUGCUUGAAAUCUGUGUGAAACGGCAACCACAGGUCUCCCAGGCCCUGCCAUUCAAUGUGCUGAGUUCCACAAAGCAAUCUUAGCACUAAGGCUGUUGUAAGUCUAUGUUAAGAUUUGGAGUUGUGAUGGUCUUAGUGCUGCUAAGGUAGCUUUGUGCAAGUGUCCCAGGUGAUAAAAUGCGAUAUUUGAAUCUAUUUUCAUGUGCAUGUGUCAGCAGUUUUGGAUGGAUUAAAAAAAGAGAGACCACUACAGGUGCUGUUUAAAAUAAGUUAUAAGUAUGAUUAUUAAUUGAGCUUUGGCAAACUUUUUUUUCUGUGUUGAUAGUUCUGUACAGUGAUCAGAAUUGGCAUGGAUAGUUUUCCCUGUGCAACUGACCAACCCACACAACAUGGACAAUAAAUCACAAGAUGCUUGGAUGACCAAAUUCAUUUUUGUUUUCAUUUGAACCACCCAAUCUAAUAUAAAGUUUGUAAAACAUGACAUAAAAGGUAUAACCUUGGCAUAAAAAUAGCUGUUUAAGGUGAAAAAUGUUAACUGUAAAUCAACACAUGGUUAACAUUGUCUGUUUUUCCUGUGCUUGGAAUUUUUGUUUUUGUAUUUUUUUCAUCUUAUUGUACAUUAUUAAAGAUAGUUUGUAAAUAAUAUAUUUAGAUUAAUAAUGAAUUAAAUUCAUUAACAAAUGAUAGUUGUUAUUUUCAUGUAGUAAUAACAAUUACAUGUAUUCAUUUAGCUCUCCCAUUUUAGAACCUUUCUAUUUGCAUGAUACGUGACACAGCAACAAUAAAAUCUCAAGGUAAUGUUCUACUUUGGGAGAUUGUGAACCAAACACUGGUUUUUUUUUUCUCUCACAAUUUUGAAUAUAAGAAUACAAUAAUGACAAAGCA
Haliotis rufescens (red abalone) is the source of this 2129-nucleotide messenger RNA. RefSeq lists its product as uncharacterized. The transcript is spliced from 5 exons. The record is from RefSeq and is a predicted model, not a curated record. NCBI's taxonomy places the organism in Eukaryota, Metazoa, Mollusca, Gastropoda, Lepetellida, Haliotidae. The coding region runs from base 11 to 799 and encodes 262 amino acids. Gene Ontology annotation, biological process: mitotic sister chromatid segregation. Gene Ontology annotation, cellular component: kinetochore; MIS12/MIND type complex.